AAACUCCCGGGAUUUGGGGCCGAAAUUCCCGGAAUUCCGCAGCAACUCCCAGAAUUCCCCGUCAAUUCCCAGGAUUCGGGCUCAAAUCCCGGGAUUUCUCCUCAAAUCCGGCGGAUUUCGGGCUCAAAUCCCAGAAUUUCGGGCUCGGAACUUCCGGGGUUUCGCUGGGAACCUCCAGAUUUGGGAGAAAUCCGGGAAUUCCGGGAAAAUCCCAGCACUUCCCAGCCGACCCCCGACGCCCCAUGUGAAGGAUGCUCAAGAAGACCACCCUUGCUCUGGCCGGGGCCGCGCUCUUCCUCGCCUGGAACUGCCUCCUCCUCCUCUUCCUCUGGAGCCGCCCCGCGUCCUUCCCGGCCCCUCCGGACAUUCCGGAAAAUUCCCGGCACCUCCCGGCGCAGCUGCUCCGCCUGGCCCAGGACGCCGAGUCCGAGCUCCGCCUCCAGCGCCAGCUCCUCCUCCAAAUCCAACUCUCCUCCCGCCUCCGCCGCCAAAAAACCCCGAAACCGCCCCAAAUCUCCACCCCUGCGCCGGAUCCGGAAUUCCCGGUGAUCCCGGUGCUGGUCCUGGCCUGCGACCGCAGCUCCGUCCGGCGCUGCCUGGAUAAAAUCCUCCUGUACCGCCCCAGCGCCCGGCGCUUCCCGGUCAUCGUCUCGCAGGACUGCGGCCACGCCGAGACGGCGGCGGUCAUCGCCUCCUACGGCCGCGCCGUGGCUCACAUCCGCCAGCCCGACCUCUCGGACGUGCCGGUGCCGCCGGAGCACCGCAAAUUCCAGGGUUAUUACCGGAUCUCCCGGCACUACCGCUGGGCGCUGGGCCAGGUGUUCCGCACCUUCCGCUACCGCGCCGCCAUCGUGGUGGAGGACGACCUGGAGGUGGCGCCGGAUUUCUUCGAGUAUUUCCAGGCGGUUCUGCCGCUCCUCCGGGGGGAUCCCACGCUCUGGUGCGCCUCGGCGUGGAACGACAACGGCCGCGAGGGUCUGGUGGACGCGGCGCGCGCCGAGCUCCUGUACCGCACCGAUUUCUUCCCCGGCUUGGGUUGGUUGUUGUUGGCGGAACUUUGGGAAGAGCUGGAGCCCAAAUGGCCGGCGGCGUUUUGGGACGAUUGGAUGAGGCAGCCGGAGCAGCGGCGCGGCCGCUCCUGCGUCCGGCCGGAAGUGUCCAGGACGAUGACCUUCGGCCGCAAGGGCGUCAGCCACGGGCAGUUCUUCGAUCAGUACCUAAAGUUCAUCAAACUCAACGACCGCUUCGUGCCUUUCACCCAAAUGGACCUUUCUUACCUCAAAAAGGACGAGUACGAACGUUUCUUCAUCCAGCAGGUUUAUUCCGCUCCCGAAAUCCAACUGGAGGAGCUCCAGAAAGGAACGGGGAGGGAUUCGGGGCCGGUCAGGCUCCAGUAUCGAGGCCGAGAUUCCUUCAAGGUUUUGGCCAAAGCUUUGGGUUUGAUGGACGACCUCAAAUCCGGCGUCCCCCGCGCCGGUUACCGCGGCAUCGUCAGCGUCGUGUGCCGGGGACGCCGCGUCUUCCUGGCGCCGCCCUCGGACUGGACGGGUUACGACCCCUCCUGGAGCUGAUUUUGGGGGGGUUUCGGGGGUGAAAUUGGGGGUUUUGCAGAAUAAAAAGUGGAAAACGGGGGUUUCGCCCCAGAAUUCCAGGUUUGCAUCGCUGCCGCUCCCGUCGGUUUCAUCCUUAAAUUUUGGUGUUUUAAAAGUCCCCUCUGAGCCUGAAUUUGGGGGUUUUGGGGUGGGUUUGGGACUCACAAGGUUAAAGUGGCUCAAACAUGGCAGGAAUUUUCCAGAAUAAAAAGUGAAAAAAGGGGGAUUCUCCCCCCGAAUUCCAGGUUUGCAUCACUGCUGCUCCCAUCAGUUUCAUCCUUAAAUUUUGGUGUUUUGAAAGUCUCCUUCGAGCCUGAAUUUGGGGGUUUUGGGGUGGAUUCGGGCUGGAUUUGGCACUCACCAGGUUAAAGCGGCUCAAACGGGGCAGGAAUUUUCCAGAAUAA
Pseudopodoces humilis (Tibetan ground-tit) is the source of this 1996-nucleotide messenger RNA. The record is from RefSeq and is a predicted model, not a curated record. Lineage: Eukaryota; Metazoa; Chordata; Aves; Passeriformes; Paridae.